This is a messenger RNA of Aspergillus thermomutatus, 1923 nucleotides long. Its product is annotated as sterol esterase. Gene Ontology annotation, biological process: lipid metabolic process. NCBI's taxonomy places the organism in Eukaryota, Fungi, Ascomycota, Eurotiomycetes, Eurotiales, Aspergillaceae. The transcript is spliced from 7 exons. Gene Ontology annotation, molecular function: GTPase activity; GTP binding. The record is from RefSeq and is a predicted model, not a curated record. The coding region runs from base 1 to 1923 and encodes 640 amino acids.
AUGGCCGUGCCAGUGAUCGGAAGACUGGUUUGGUUCGAAUACCUUGCGCUUUUUGCGUCUUUGAUUCUAGUGUUGCUGGAAUGGGUCAUACAUAUAAUCACGUUCUGGCUGCCGGAACCUGUGAUCAGGUUCUGUUACGAUCGUUCCAAGGCCAUAUUCAAUUCUCUGAUGCCGGGCGAGAAACUAUACAAGCGUGGUAAGGAGGAGCAGACCGCUGCACAGGUUGCGCAGGCCUCCAACUUUGAAGACAUUUGUGCCAUUUUCGGAUAUGAGGCCGAGGAGCACAUCGUGCAGACGAAAGAUGGCUUUUUGAUAGGACUACACCGCCUGGCCUAUCGCAGAGGCGAGGAAGGUCUCCUCGUCAACCGGGGAGAGGGUAGCCUCGAGAAAAAGGUCGUCUACCUCCAUCACGGUCUUAUGAUGUGCAGCGAAAUCUGGGUGUGUUUAACGGAAGAAGAACGAUGUCUUCCUUUUCAGCUUGUGGAGAGAGGAUACGAUGUCUGGCUUGGGAACAAUCGCGGUAACAAAUAUUCCAAGAAGUCUGUCCAUUAUUCUCCCCUGUCCACUAAGUUCUGGGGCUUUUCGAUGGACGAGUUUGCGUUGUACGAUAUCCCAGACAGCAUUAGCUACAUUCUGGAUGUGACGGGACAGGCCUCCUUGUCGUAUGUCGGGUUCUCGCAAGGAACGGCACAGGCCUUUGCGACUCUAUCGAUUCAUCCGUUGCUCAACCAACAGGUAGACGUCUUUGUGGCCCUUGCACCUGCAAUGGCGCCCUCGGGACUGCGGAAUCGUAUUGUGGACUCCUUGAUGAAGGCUUCACCCGACUUUUUGUUUCUCCUCUUUGGUAGACGCAGCAUCCUCAGUUCCACCCCGAUGUGGCAGACAAUCCUCUACCCUCCAAUCUUCGUUCGCAUAAUCGACGCAUCUCUUAAAAUUCUUUUCGGAUGGGAGUGCAAGAACAUCAGCCGCUAUCAGAAACUGGCAAGCUAUCUGCAUCUCUAUUCGUUCACUAGCACGAAGUCGGUGGUGCAUUGGUUUCAAAUCAUACGGCAUAAGAACUUUCAAUUUUACGAUGACGAGAUUCAUCCUCCAUUCAGCGUUGUGGCAAGUCAACGGUUUUACAAGCCGGUCAAGUACCCCACCCGGAACAUCAAGACCCCGGUAGUUCUGCUCUACGGUGGAAGUGACAGUCUGGUUGAUAUCGGGGCGAUGUUGCGGGAGCUCCCACGGGGGACGGUGGCCAAGUCAAUUCCAAGUUAUGAGCAUUUGGAUUUCCUCUGGGCCAGAGACGUGGACCAACAGGUGUUUGGGCACGUUUUUGAGGCACUUGAGCGGUACCGCUCCAGAAAUAUAGCGGAACCUCAAUUCGUUCAGAAUGUGUGGAUCGAAAGCUACGACCCUACCAUUGAAGAUUCCUAUCGGAAACAAAUUGAGGUUGAUGGCCGGCAAUGUAUUCUGGAAAUACUCGAUACGGCAGGGACCGAGCAGUUCACCGCUAUGAGGGAGCUUUAUAUGAAGCAGGGCCAAGGCUUUCUGCUCGUAUUCUCCAUCACCAGCAUGUCCUCCUUGAACGAGUUGUCCGAACUGAGAGAGCAGAUUAUCCGGAUAAAGGACGAUGAAAAAGUCCCCAUUGUCAUUGUGGGAAACAAAUCCGAUCUGGAGGAAGACCGCGCUGUUCCCCGAGCUCGCGCAUUCGCACUUUCCCAGAGCUGGGGUAAUGCUCCCUACUAUGAAACUUCAGCGCGUAGGAGAGCGAACGUCAACGAGGUCUUCAUUGAUCUUUGCCGGCAAAUAAUCAGAAAAGACAUGCAAGGAAGCUCGUCCAGUGGCUCCGACAAUUCAGCGAGAAAGCGUGAAGGCGCCGGUCGUCACGAUAAGAAGAAAGAAAAGAAACGACGAAAGGGCCCCUGUGUAAUCUUAUAA